Messenger RNA from Sorghum bicolor (sorghum), 1169 nucleotides. RefSeq names its product transcription factor bHLH57. The transcript is spliced from 3 exons. Gene Ontology annotation, biological process: regulation of transcription by RNA polymerase II. The annotation marks the transcript as partial. NCBI's taxonomy places the organism in Eukaryota, Viridiplantae, Streptophyta, Magnoliopsida, Poales, Poaceae. The record is from RefSeq and is a predicted model, not a curated record. Gene Ontology annotation, molecular function: RNA polymerase II cis-regulatory region sequence-specific DNA binding; DNA-binding transcription factor activity, RNA polymerase II-specific; protein dimerization activity.
CCCGCAAUAAUUCACGUCUUGCGCGCAUCCACCGUCGUCCGCUCCCAAAUCCAAAUCCUUCCCUCCUUGCCCAGCUACCUGCACUGCCCUACCCACCACCCCCCACCUGUUCGAGAAGAGACAACUCCUCCCUCCCCUCCACUCCACUUUCACACUCUCUUAUGGCCUAUCCUCCUCCUCCUUCCUGUUCCAUUACAUAGUGCAUUCUACAGUGCUGCUGCUGCUGCUGAUGCAGCUGCUAUUCCUGCCCUUCCUGUUCCAUUUAUUGGAGCCCUCGCUGUCGCUGCUCGUAGUCGUAGCUCCAGCUGCUGCUGCCGCCGCCACAGGGAGAGCUAGCGAGGAGGCGUAGCUGGCUGUAGUAAGUGCUGGUGCUGCUGCGUGGACGGAGGAGGGAGGGGGGUUGCUGUUGUGCGCUGCUGCCGCCUCAGGGAGGGCUCAUUACUCCCUCGUUGCGUGCUGCAGUUACUGCUACCACUCGCUACUGUAUAGAGACGCCUUGCGAGCCUCUUCUCAUGGAGAGGAUGCAGCUGCAGCUGCAAGGGCCCAUCGCCUCUUCGCUGUGGGCGGACAAGCAGCAGCAGGCGGCCAGCACCAGCGCCGCGGUGGCGGCGGCGCAGAUGCCCUUCCUGGCGUUGCUCCAGGGCGCGGGCGUCGUCAUGGAGGCGGAGGAGCAGCAGCAGCAUGACGGGCGCAAGCGGCAGGCCUUCGCGCGCGCCGUCUCCGACCUCGACCUGCUCGAGAGCUGCGUCACGCAGGCGGCGGUGGCUCCUGCUGCGGCGUCUGCGCCCGUGGCCAGCAGGACCGAGAGGCGGAGGAAGCGGCCGAGACCCCGCGCGCGGGCCGCGCCGCCGCCGGAGAAGCGCAGGAAGCCCGAGGAGGCCGAGAGCCAGCGGAUGACGCACAUCGCCGUGGAGCGCAACCGGCGGCGCCUCAUGAACGACCACCUCGCCUCGCUCCGCUCCCUCAUCCCCUCCAGCUACAUCCCCCGCGGCGACCAGGCGACAGUGGUGGGUGGCGCGAUCGACUACGUGAAGCAACUGGAGCAGCAGCUGGUGGCAUUGCAGGCGGCCGCGGCCGCGCGUCGCGACGGUACCGGCGCCGGCGCCGCGGUGGCCACGGCCGCGUCGGACGGCGUGUUCGUGUCCCCGCAGUACGCGAGCUACUCGGAC